Molecule: messenger RNA, 657 nt
Organism: Drosophila albomicans
Lineage: Eukaryota; Metazoa; Arthropoda; Insecta; Diptera; Drosophilidae
Product: protein FAM136A
Exons: 3
Coding region: 110-553 (147 amino acids)
Cellular component (GO): cytoplasm
Source: RefSeq, a predicted model, not a curated record
UAUCAUUACGAAUUACAAAACACGCUGUCGCCGGCUGUGAGAGUUUUUUUAUAUUGUACAUUACGAAAUCAAAUUGCUGUUGAAUUAAAUCCUUUGCCACAUUCUGAAGAUGAUACAACAACAGCGUCAACGUGUUGAGUCGGCAGUUACCGAGCUCAUAGAUGACAUGGAUAAAACGCAUCUUCGCAAAAUGCAGACAGAGAUGCAUUUGUGCGCUGCCAAGUGCUGCCAGGAUGGCACCUCCAGUGUGGACAGCGUGCAACGCUGCGUCGAUCGCUGCUCGGCUCCCAUGACCCGGGCACAAAACUACGUGCAACACGAGUUGGGCGAAUUUCAGGGCAGACUCCAACGUUGCGUCAUGCAAUGCAACGAUGAUGUCAAAGUUAAAAUGCCAGCCAAUCCCAACGAGGACCAAAUCGCCAAGUACACAGAUCAAUUCGAACGAUGCGCAAUACAAUGUGUCGACAAGCACGUCGGCCUUAUUCCUAGUCUCAUGAAAACCAUGAAAUCGGUGCUCUCCAAAGGCCCCGACAGCAUACCACAAACCUCCUAAGUCAUCUACAUAAACUCAUGCAUUUACUGAACACGCUACAUAUUCUAAUUAGUUUUUGAACCCUUUUUUAAUGUUUGGCAAAAAUAUAUUGUUAACUCUGAGUA